Halichondria panicea is the source of this 1017-nucleotide messenger RNA. RefSeq names its product E3 ubiquitin-protein ligase TRIM56-like. The transcript has a single exon. Gene Ontology annotation, molecular function: zinc ion binding. Bases 1 to 1017 code for a protein of 338 amino acids. NCBI's taxonomy places the organism in Eukaryota, Metazoa, Porifera, Demospongiae, Suberitida, Halichondriidae. The record is from RefSeq and is a predicted model, not a curated record.
AUGGCCGAAGGACCUAAUCCAGUUGAUCCAGUUGUUGCUGAUCUCGAGCAAGAGGUGACCUGUGGCAUCUGUCAUGACCGCUACCAGGAGCCAAAGCUGCUCCCUUGUUGUCACUACUACUGCAAGCAAUGCAUCCUCACACUCUCCAGUCGCUACCAACCCAACCAGCCGCCUUGCCCCGACUGUCGUGAGCCCACUCUGUUGCCUGACAACAACCCAGACAGACUGCCCACUGCAUUCUUCAUCAACCGGAUGAAAGCACUCCACUCGAGGAUGGAGAAAGCUCACGGCAAGUUGGAGACCACCUGUGAAGUGUGCUCUGGGGGAAAGGCCACUGCAUUCUGCCGACAGUGUGUCAAUUUUAUCUGUGAAAAAUGUGUAGAAUCUCAUCAACGUAUGAAAGCCGUGUUUGCUACACAUAUCGUCUCCACUCUGGACGAGCUCAAACAGGGCGGAGUGAAAGAACUAACAUUCGAAAACCUACCACCCCCAAAAUGUGAUGAUCACGAAGAACUAAAAAAGAUUUUCUGUUUCGAUUGCAACAAGCUCAUCUGUCGAGACUGUAUCGUUAUUGAACACGCUGGACACAAUUACGAAUUUGUAAAGAAAGCCGCCCCCGCAACUCGCAAAAAGCUGACUGAGCACCUCUCCCCACUCAAGAACCUACUGCCUGAUCUGAGCACCGCUGUGAAUCAAGUGAAAGGAACUAAACAGAAGAUCCAGGCCCAGAAAGAACUGACAGAGAGACAAGUGAAUGCCAAGUUCCAGGAGCUACACGAUAUUCUCGAUCGAUGCAAGGUCCGUGUUUUACGAGAAUCUUCUGCUUUGGCUGAUUCAAAGAUGGAGAAGCUGGCGGCUCAAGAGAAGGGUCUGGACCUGUCCCUGGGCACUGCUCAGAGUUUGAUUGACUUUGUAGAGCGUACACUGGAGAAUGCAAGUGAUGAAGAACUGAUUACGAUGCAAGAGCAGGUGGUGAGUCGAAUCGAUGCCGAGGUGGUGAAGCGAGGCCAAUCCUGA